AUGGCUCCACGCCGUGCACUCUUCCUCGCCCUGGUGGUGUCGUUGGCUGCUGUCGCCAGGGCCGCCCCCGCACCUGACCCGGCCCCUGCGGAGGACGUGGCGGCGUCACCUGACUCUGGAAUUAUCGGAGGCAUCCACGUGCUGUACCACUCGCUGUCGCAGUGCGAGCAGUCCGAGGAUAUGGGAGGAUGCUUGAAGCUCAAGGCUAUCAGGUCCCUGGAGCGCGCGCUGGCAGCGGACAGCGUGGAGCUGGUGGACGGGCUGUCGCUGGCGCGGGCGGAGGAGGCCGACGCGGGGCGCGGCGGCCGCGCGCUGGACGACGUGCCGGCCUUCGAGGAGCGCGCGCUGCCCGAGGACGCCGCCGCGCGCGCCGAGGUGCUGGACGACCUGCUGGCCGACCGCGCGCGCCGCCUCUUCCAGACGCGAACGCUCUCCUUCGCCGUGCCCCGCGCGCUGCGACGCCUC
Molecule: messenger RNA, 465 nt
Organism: Gryllus bimaculatus (two-spotted cricket)
Lineage: Eukaryota; Metazoa; Arthropoda; Insecta; Orthoptera; Gryllidae
Source: the annotation of a GenBank genome assembly